Molecule: messenger RNA, 519 nt
Organism: Rangifer tarandus platyrhynchus (Svalbard reindeer)
Lineage: Eukaryota; Metazoa; Chordata; Mammalia; Artiodactyla; Cervidae
Source: the annotation of a GenBank genome assembly
AUGGAAGCCGGCCCCGCCCUGGCCUGGCUGCUGCUCCUCAGUCUGCUGGCUGACUGUCUGAAAGCCGCCCAGUCCCGGGACUUCACCGUGAAAGACAUUAUCUACCUCCACCCUUCAACCACACCAUAUCCUGGUGGAUUUAAGUGCUUCACCUGCGAAAAGGCAGCAGACAAUUAUGAGUGCAACCGAUGGGCCCCAGACAUCUACUGCCCUCGAGAGACUAGAUACUGCUACACUCAGCACACCAUGGAAGUCACAGGAAACAGCAUCUCUGUCACCAAGCGCUGUGUUCCGCUGGAAGACUGCUUGUCCACUGGCUGCAGAGACUCCGAGCAUGAAGGCCACAAGGUCUGCACUUCCUGUUGUGAAGGAAAUAUCUGUAACUUGCCGCUCCCCCGAAAUGAAACUGAUGCCACAUUUGCCACAACAUCACCCAUAAAUCAGACGAAUGGGCACCCACACUGCAUGUCCGUGAUAGUGUCCUGCUUGUGGGUGGGCUUAGUGAGGCAGAAAUGGGGA